Messenger RNA from Aspergillus sclerotioniger CBS 115572, 2221 nucleotides. RefSeq names its product MFS transporter. The transcript is spliced from 4 exons. Lineage: Eukaryota; Fungi; Ascomycota; Eurotiomycetes; Eurotiales; Aspergillaceae. Gene Ontology annotation, biological process: amino acid transmembrane export from vacuole. Bases 392 to 2122 code for a protein of 576 amino acids. The record is from RefSeq and is a predicted model, not a curated record.
GGGAUUCACUGAGUUAGUGGAGCAAGGAUUGUUGUUAUGGAUGGUCGUUACGGCGACAGCAUCAGUGACAGCAUCAGUACAGCAGGGGCAGGUAACACGUCUGUCAACAUGUAAGCACCAUACCCAUCUGAAGCAUGCAGUGCAGUGCAAGACAAUAUAAGAUGAAGCUGGCAAAGACAACCGAACUAAUUGAUCGUAUCGAUCGUAUCAGAUAAGAGUGGGCCAGAAUGACGUAGGGUGCAUUAGCGUGUUGUGCACACGCGAGGCUGACUCACCAGCACCAGUCAGCACAACUCCUGCUCAUCUCCGCAGCUCUCCGAGACCUCCGACUGUUUUAUCCUGUGAUGGCCUGCUGUGAGAACUGAUCGCUGCCUCUUCUUCUGAUCCUGUCAUGGCUUUUCCCUCUCCGCCAGCCUCUCCGGAGGGAACCGUGCAGGGCCGUCCGCCGCGCUAUCCUGGCGAGGAUACCACGCCUACCACCCGCAAGGAACUCUGGGGUUGGUAUGCCUAUGGCAUCGCUGCUGAAGUGUUUGCCGUGUGCGGUGUGGGCUCGUUCCUCCCUCUUACACUCGAGCAAUUGGCCCGCGAGCGUGGAUACCUCCAGAACAGCCAUUUGCCGUGCGUCGGUCCCGACUCGCCUUCUGCGCCAAAGCCAGCCAUGUUUCGUCGUGAUGAUAAUGAACAAUGUGUGGUUGGAUUGAUGGGACUGCAGAUCAACACGGCCAGUUUUGCCAUGUAUACUUUUUCGUUGGCGGUGCUCGUGCAGGCAUUGACCUUGAUCUCGUUCAGCGCUCUGGCAGAUUAUGAAAACAACCGAAAGACUCUGCUCCUUGCAUUUGGAUUCAUCGGCUCAGCCACCAGCAUGCUGUUCGUCUUCAUUGCACCGCCGGUAUUCGUGCUGGGCGCACUUCUGGUCGUCAUUGGGAUCGUCUGUCUCGGUUCAUCCUUUGUCGUCCUCAACUCCUUCCUCCCAGUCCUAGUGGCCAAUGAUCCAUCCAUCCAAAAAGGCAUCAAGGAAUCCGAAGAACUGCACCAGCUGGACUCCGACGGCGAAUACGUGCAUGCCCGAGCAUCCUUCGACACCGACCCCGAGUCACCCCGUCCUCCAACCGGCCUCGGACUGGGCGGCGCAACGGGCACCUCGUCACCAGAACUGCAGCUCUCCACCAAAAUCUCCUCCAAAGGCGUCGGACUAGGUUACUGCGCAGCCGUGUUUGUCCAAAUCCUCAGCAUCCUGCUCCUCUUCGGCCUUUCCAAAACCCCCCUUCCAAAAGCAUCCGGCACCCUCCCCCUCCGCUUCGUGCUCCUGCUCGUCGGCAUCUGGUGGUUCGCCUUCACCCUCGUCAGCCGUCGCUGGCUGCGCAACCGCCCCGGCCCCCCACUGGAAUCAUCCACGCACCAAACCCGCCUUCGCAUCUGGCUGCACCUCGUAGCCUUUGCCUGGAAAUCCCUCUGGAAAACCAUCCUCAUCGCGAUCCGCCUGCGCGAAGUCCUCAUCUUCCUAAUCGCCUGGUUCCUCCUCUCCGACGCAAUGGCCACCGUCUCCGGCACCGCCAUUCUCUUCGCCCGCACGGAACUCAAAAUGAGCACCACAAUGGUCGCCCUCCUCUCCAUCACCGCCACCCUCUCCGGCAUGGCUGGUGCCUUCCUUUGGCCCCUCGUCUCCCGCCGCUUCAACCUCAAACCCAACCACACCAUCAUGCUCUGCAUCUGCCUCUUCGAACUCAUCCCCCUGUACGGCAUGCUCGCCUACAUCCCCGUUUUCAAGAAAUGGGGCGUGAUCGGCCUCCAACAGCCCUGGGAAAUCUACCCGCUGGCUAUCGUCCACGGGAUUGUCUCCGGGGGACUAGCGUCGUAUUGUCGAUCGUUCUUUGGACUGUUGAUCCCGCCGGGCAGCGAAGCGGCAUUUUAUGCUCUGUAUGCGGCAACGGAUAAGGGGAGUUCGUUCAUCGGACCGGCCAUCGUGGGCGGGUUGAUUGAUGCCACGGGGCAGGUCAGAUCGGGAUUCUUCUUUAUUGCGGUGUUGAUUGUGCUUCCGAUUCCGUUGGUUUGGAUGGUGGAUGCGGAGAAGGGCAGGAGAGAGGGGGUGAAGGUUGCAGAGAGGUUGUUGGCUGGUAGGUAGGUAGGUAGACUUUGUUCUGCUGUUAAAGAUAGAUGCAUUAUGGAUGAUGAUGAGAUGAGAUGAAGAAUUACGGAUAGGUAGUAUACAACAUUGACUUUG